Haliotis rubra (blacklip abalone) is the source of this 4456-nucleotide messenger RNA. Its product is annotated as CD109 antigen-like. Gene Ontology annotation, molecular function: endopeptidase inhibitor activity. The coding region runs from base 105 to 4385 and encodes 1426 amino acids. The record is from RefSeq and is a predicted model, not a curated record. Gene Ontology annotation, cellular component: extracellular region. NCBI's taxonomy places the organism in Eukaryota, Metazoa, Mollusca, Gastropoda, Lepetellida, Haliotidae. The transcript has 37 exons.
UCAGAAGGUCGUUGUCACUGAUAAUGACCAGCUAUAUAAGUUUGGACACCUCUCAUGCUCUGAAGACAGCGGUCUCCACAGAAGGUGCUUAAAACAGUUUCACCAUGUUUUGGUUGCUUGUCCUUGUCGGCGUUGGUCUAACCAAUGCUGAUGACAGUUCUGGUGGCUCCUAUCUCAUUACAUCCUCGAGAUACCUGCAACCAGGGAUGCCGUUUAACGUAAGCAUCGACAUCCUGAACACCACCGACACUGUUCAUAUACAGGCGGAAGUGCAGCGUGUAUGGAACAACUAUACGAACAUCUAUAGGAUCCCUAUAAUGAUGGCUAAGGGAGACUUUACUAAAGGAACAACAGGCACUCUGUCCAUGAAUAUUCCAAGUCACGUUGAAAAUGGUCGUUAUAGACUACAUGUACGCGGUAGCGGUGCUCUGCAGUUUGAGCGAGAACAAAGCGUCUACCUCCGUUCCAAGUCUAUCUCUGUCAUGAUUCAGACAGACAAGGCCAUGUACAAGCCCGGACAGAUGGUGCAUUUCCGUGCCUUUGGUGUGUAUCCCAAUCUGCAAGUAUACACUGGAGCUUUUGACAUUACUCUUCUUGACCCCAGCAGAAAUAUCCUGAAGGAGUGGACGGCUCUCCAUGACGCUUCUGGAGUUGUGGCUGGAGAGUUCCAGCUGGCAGACCAGACUGUUCUGGGAGACUGGACAAUCAAAGUCCAACCAAGGGAUGAAGUCAUCAUGACAUCUAAAAGCUUUACAGUUGCUGAGUACCAACUGCCUCGUUUUGAAGUAAAGGUGGACCUUCCUUCGUUUGCUCUGACAUCUGACAAGAUGUUGUCUGGCACGGUGACGGCCAAGUACACCUUCGGCACACCAGUGAAGGGGAUGGUGGAGCUACACACUCAGAUGCAAACAGGCAGCGACUAUUGUGGAAGACCGCCCAAAUAUGUUGAGUUGGCGUUUCCGAUUGAUGGGGAAGCCAAAUUUGAAAUACCUAUGGCUGACAUCAUGCGCCUCCAGAGGUAUUUGGAUGGCUACUCUGUCGCCGUUGUGGCAAUCGUGAAGGAGGGGCUAACUGGAGUGAAACUAAACGGAAGCAACACUGUCAAGUACCACCAAUACCCCUACAAGAUUGAAGUCCUCAACUCCAGCCCUAAAACAUUCUCACCCAAACUACCAUACACAGCAUAUAUCAAGGUGUCCCAACAAGAUGGCCGCCCUGUGAGCGACCUCAGCAGCCCUGUUGGAGUGUACACUUGUGUCACAUACCGUAUUGUCCAAGAUGACCAGUCCGAGUACUCCUGCUCAUCCUUCACCGGCAACUACGGCCUCCCACCCACAAACUACACCAUCCCUGCCUCCGGCAUCAUCCCCGUGGACAUGCGCAUCCCCGAGAACGCCACCAGCAUUGAUGUGAAGGUUCACUACAAAGAAAUAUCGGAUACUUUGUCGGUGAAGCAAAAGGACUCCCUCAGCAGUAACUACAUGCAGCUGCGACUCACAAACAAGGGUCUGAAGGCGGGUCAGGCGGCAACGUUCACUAUAGAAUUGACCGAAGAUGUUCCGUUCAUUACCUACGAGGUAUUGUCCCGGGGAACUGUUGACAUCACUGAUCAAGUUAGUGUUGGGGGACAAAACCCCGUCCAGUUCAACGUUCCAGUCUCUGCUACAAUGGCCCCAGAAGCUCACAUCAUUGCUUACUACGUCAGGAAAUCUGGGGAGGUUGUAGCUGAUGGCCUUAGUUUCAGUGUGGAUGACAUCUUCGACAACAAGGUGUCCAUUGACUUUAGUCGCAACGAGUCAAAACCUCAUGAAAACAUCGAUGUCUUGGUCAGCGCCGAUCCCCUGUCAUCUGUCAAUCUUCUGGCUGUCGACCAAAGUGUUCUUCUUCUGAAGUCCGGAAAUGAUAUUACCACAGAUCAGGUUCUUGAUGAACUGAAGACGUACAGCUCUGGACAAACUGAUGGAGAAUUUUCACCGGAAGUAUUUGCCAUUUCAAGCAGUUCGACACAAGCUUCUAAUGUCUUCUCGGAUGCUGGUCUUCUCGUUAUCACUGAUGCUAGAUACUACGACUACAACUACUAUGCCUCGAAUAAAGGACCGAUUGGUUACACUCCGAUGCCUGGUGCCACACCUUAUGCUCCACUAGCAGGAAUGGGACACUCAUCAGGUUUGAAGGAGGUGAAAAGGGUUCGAAAGAACUUCCCAGAAACCUGGCUCUGGGUUAACAAGACAGUAGGAGCUGACGGUAAAGCCACCAUCAGUACCACCGUGCCUGACACUAUCACUUCCUGGAUCGCCAGCGCCUUUGCUGUCAACUCCGCCACAGGACUUGGUGUAGCCCCGUCUACUACAAAGCUGCGUGUGUUCAGCCCCUUCUUCGUGAGCUUGUCCAUGCCUACCUCGGUGUUACGUGGAGAACAGGUCGUCAUUCAAGCCAGUAUCUUCAACUACCUCCCCAGUGAUGUUGAUGUGGUGGUGUCAUUGCCAACGUCUACUGACUACACCAACGUGGUUGUCGACAGUACUGGGAAGACCAGGCAGGAGUCUAAGGACCAAACACAUUACAUCACGGUCAAAUCCAACGAGCCCCAGACUGUGUACUUCCCUAUCAUUCCAUCAUCUCUGGGAGCUAUCGACAUCGAGGUGUCAGCACGGACAACUCUAGCCGCUGAUGCUGUCAGAAGACAGCUCAAUGUCCAGGUCGAAGGCAUCCCCAAAGAAUACAACACACCUGUCUUCAUUGAGCUGACCCCAGGUGGUGCUGACUUCAACCAACAGGUGGCACUUUCACUACCACCAGAGACGGUAACUGGUUCAGAGAAAGUCAGGGUCAAAGUAACAGGUGACUUGAUAGGCGCAAGUCUUGACAAUCUGGAAAACCUUCUGGCACUUCCGACUGGAUGUGGUGAACAGAACAUGAUGAACUUUGCACCAGAUGUAUAUGUGGCCGAUUACCUGUAUGCAACUAAUCAGAUCACACCUGCCUUGGAGUCGAGGAUCAUGAGCUAUCUGGAGCUAGGAUACCAGAGGGAACUGGCCUAUCAGAGAUAUGAUGGAUCCUUCAGUCCUUUCGGAGACCGAGAUGAGGCAGGACACAUGUGGCUGACUGCAUUUGUAGCCAGAACUUUCCAUCAGGCAAGACCCUACAUCUUCGUGGGCAACCAGACUCUAGGAAAUGCACUCAACUGGAUGGCCAGCAGACAGAAUCUCGAUGGGUCCUUCAAUGAACCUGGACUAGUUUUUGACAGACAAAUGAAGAGCUCCAAAGCUUCAUUGACUGCUAUGGCCUUGCUCGCCUUCCUUGAGAACCAAGACAUUAGCGGGUUUGGUAUUAAUGAGUACACGCUGGGAAACGCCACUGUGAAUGCCACAAAUUACCUGGAGUCAAUGGCUCCCUCUAUCACGGAUCCCUUCACUCUUGCCAUUGUCAGCUACGCCUUGUCUGAGGCUGGCAGCUCAGUAGCGGAUGUCACGUUCAACAAACUCAACGCUGCAGCUGAUGUUAAAGGUACACUCAAACACUGGACCGAACCCACUACCGCCUCCUCUAACUACUACACAAAAUGGACUCCUCCACACACCCAAGCCCAACCAAUUGACAUCCAGACUACAGCCUAUGCCCUACUGGCGUCGUCUUCACGUGGUGAUCUCAAAGGAGGUCUUCCAAUCACAAACUGGUUGACGUCACAGAGGAACCCUUAUGGCGGCUUCUCUUCAACGCAGGACACAAUGGUGGCUCUGCACGCACUCACUGACUAUGCCCGACGUGCACACACUUCCGGAUUCCAAGUAGAGGUUGACAUCAAGAGCGGAAGUGACAGCCAGCACAUAUCUGUGACAGACAACAACGCACUUGUGCUGCAGUCUAGAGAGUUGACGACAUUCCCCAAACAAGUAUCUCUCACUGCCACUGGUAAAGGUGUUGCUUAUGCUGAGGUUGAUGUGUUCUUCAACGUGGAGGCUGAGAUCGGCAAACCAUCCUUUGACAUCAGCACCGUACUCCUUGAUGACACCAUCAACAACUUCAGACUCAUGACCUGCACCAAGUGGUUAAAGAAAGGAUCCAGUGGCAUGACAGUUAUGGAAAUAUCUAUCCCAUCAGGCUUUGAUCCGGAUAUGACGUCAAUUGGGAACGUCGCUGGCCUUAAACGUGUUGAACGACGAGGAAGGAAUGUUGUUGUUUACUUUGAUGAAAUCGGCACAACGUCCAUUUGCUUUGACAUCCUGUCCACCAGAACCGGCAUGGUGACGAACAACCAGCCCAGCUACGUCACAGUCUACGAUUACUACCAGCCCAGUAACCAAGGUGCCACAUUCUAUGAAACCCGCAGUCUCAAGAAGGCCACCAUCUGUGAUGUGUGUCGCAAGUGCUGCCCCCAGGCGUAAGGAUGACGAAAACAGAUCAAGAUGGAUUAUGUUCAUUAUGUUAACAUAAAAAAUAAAUGCCAGAUAAAAGG